AUGGAAAAUAGACGGAAACGAUUAAGUGAUGUAAAUAUUCAGGUUUUAAGAAGUCCAAGUCCAGUAGAAUCUAAUAUUCUAUCUGCUGAUGUGUUUUUAGACACUGAAAAAGGAAAAUCUAAAAAAGAUACACUUUUAAAAAUGCCUAUUUUACCUAUUAAGCCUUUUAAAACAUUUUCAGAAAAAUUAGUUGAUCUUAGAAAUAAGGAAAGGACAAAGAAAAUUAGAAUGAAUUUUCAAGAAAGUACUCUUUCUAAAGGGUUUAUGGUGUCAAAUGAAAAAAAUAAAUCACAAGAUCAGGGAAUUUUUCAAGUUAUUCAAAAUAAAAGAGUGUUGUCUCCUCUUUUUGAAGAAGGGUUUUAUGAUCCGUAUUCAAUGCUUUAUUUAUCAAAAAGAAAUAUUUCUCAUGAUGAGCUGAGUUCUUAUUUUAAAGGAAAAAAAAUCUUUUUACUACAUGUAUUGUUAAAAACGGUGAUUGCUCCUGCUUAUGAGCUUCCUAAUGAUGGUUAUGAUUGGGUUGUAAUUGGAAUUAUUGCAUAUAAGUCGAUUCCAAAAUAUAUUCAGAAUAAAGAAAAAGAUAUAGAUAUGAAGUCUAGAUAUUGUGUAUUGACGUUAACUGACUUGAAAUGGGAAAUAACUCUUUUUUUGUUCAGCGAUGCGUUUGAACGUUAUUGGAAAGUUCAAGUAGGAUAUAUAGUAGCAAUUUUGAAUCCAGGUAUUAUGAAACCAAAGAAGAUUGAUUCUGGGUGUUUUAGUUUAGUCUUGUCUCAUGAAUAUGAUUCAUUAUUGGAACUUGGUUUAUCUCGAGAUUUGGGGUUUUGUAAUGCUUUGAAGCGAGAUGGAAAACAAUGUGCAGCAUGGGUUGAUAUACGUCAUUCUGAGAUAUGUGCAUUUCAUCUUGAUCAAGGGCUGCGAAAGACUAAAAAUGCUCGAACGGAAAUUGCUGUUGGUACACAAUUAUAUUCACCUAAAAAAAAUAAAUAUAUGUCGACCAAAGUAGGCUAUAGUACUGGUUUUAAAUCUGCUGAAGGUCUUUUGUUUGAGCAUACUGGUUGGGUACAUGAUCCAUGGAAUGGUAAUGUGUUUAUUAUGCCAAAUUUCUCUUCCAGUUAUAAAUAUGAUGUUUUGGAUACUAAAAAAAUUGAAAAAAAGCGUCAUAGACUUCAAAGACAGGCACAAGAGUCUAAUGUGCUGCGGAAAUUUCCUAUUUCUCAAAAUAUUUCACAAAAUGUUGUUCUUAGUACUUCAAAAAGUGAAACAGAGUCAAUAUGCCCUGUCCUUUCUAAUUCUUUGGAGAGUUCUACUCAUUUGCAUGUAAGGCCUUUUUCUGCUCAAUCUAUAAAACGAAUUGGUUUUGAUCCAUAUGCUUCAUAUAACCAUUUAUUUCAGACACCUUGUUUAUCUACUUCUUCUGCUUGUUUAUUAUCUUCAAAUACAUGUUAUAGCUCGGAUUCUGAGCUUGAGAUUAUUUAA
Molecule: messenger RNA, 1473 nt
Organism: Pneumocystis jirovecii RU7
Lineage: Eukaryota; Fungi; Ascomycota; Pneumocystomycetes; Pneumocystales; Pneumocystaceae
Exons: 4
Coding region: 1-1473 (490 amino acids)
Biological process (GO): DNA replication initiation; DNA replication
Cellular component (GO): nucleus; replication fork protection complex
Molecular function (GO): single-stranded DNA binding; DNA replication origin binding
Source: RefSeq, a predicted model, not a curated record